AUGAUGCAGAAGAAGGGUGCCCAAGGAAUUCUUACCUCUGACGAUCUUUGUCUUCUCAAUGGUCCCUAUUAUCUCAGUGACUCCAUUAUAGAUUUUUACUUCAAUUAUUUAUCUUCCUUCUACUCUCUUGAUGAUGAUGACAAUGGUAUUCUAUUUGUUCCGCCAACUGUUUCAUUCUGGUUGGCUAACUGUGGCGACGAUCCUGACACCAUUAAGGAUUUCUUGGAGCCUCUAAACUUAUCUUCCAAGAAUCUCAUCUUUUUCGCUGUUAAUGACAGUGAGCGAGUAGUUCAUAGAGAUGGUGGUGGUGGUACUCAUUGGAGUUUGCUUGUGUUCUGUAGAGAGAUGAAUAUGUUUGUCCACCAUGAUAGCUGCCAUGGUAUUAACUAUUUCAGAGCUGUUGAACUUUACGAUGUUGUCAAGGAACAUGUAAGAAGAUACUCCAAGAGUCCUGAUACACCACCGGAAGAAGUAGGGUGUGGGUCUGAUUCAGAGUUCCCCAAAAAGAAAAAGAAGAAGAAGAAGAAGAAGAAGAACAGGCAGUAUAUUAUGGAAGGGAGGACACCGCAGCAGACGAAUGGAUAUGACUGUGGACUCUACGUUAUGGCAAUUGCCAAAGCUAUUUGCCAAUGGUAUGAUUCUGAUGAAAAGGGUGAUGAGUGGUUUUCCAUGAUAGAUGAUGAGGUUCAUGCAUCAUUAUUGGAGUACUCCAUGAGAGGCGAAAUUCUGAAGCUUAUAACAGAUGAAGAUGUCUUGAAUAUCCAAAACCCAGAAAUAGUAGAGUGUAGUUGCAUCAGUUCAGGAGAAUGGACUAGAGGAUAUCAUGGUGGUAGUUUGCUUUCUGUGGACAGGAAAAGGUGGGAUGUUGACUUGAUUUCUGAUGUUUUUAAUGCGAGGGACUUAUUUUGA
Messenger RNA from Ricinus communis (castor bean), 909 nucleotides. RefSeq names its product NEDD8-specific protease 1. The record is from RefSeq and is a predicted model, not a curated record. The coding region runs from base 1 to 909 and encodes 302 amino acids. Lineage: Eukaryota; Viridiplantae; Streptophyta; Magnoliopsida; Malpighiales; Euphorbiaceae. Gene Ontology annotation, biological process: proteolysis. The transcript has 3 exons. Gene Ontology annotation, molecular function: cysteine-type peptidase activity; deNEDDylase activity.